CCAUCGUCACAGGUGCAACAAUGUAACAAAAUUUCAUCAUCCUCCAUCAUAAGUCUGCACGAAAGUAUGCAGUUAAAAAAGCGUCCCCGCCGAAGACGCGAGGACGAGAAUGAUAAGAUCGCUCGUGGCUACAAGACAGUCACCGCGUUUGCUACGGCCGAAGAGUACGAUCUCGAUCGGCUGCUGCGAGCUCUGCGGGAACAGAAUCUUUACGAACCGAAGCAGUUUCUGUCGAGCGACGACAUCGACACCGAACCAGACGUGCUGCACGUGACGGCUAAGUACAAGCUGGGUGACGAAUGUCGUGAUCUGUACUUCUUCCGCGAAGGCACGGUGGUGCUGUGGAACUGUACCGAUCUGGAAAGCAGCAACAUACUGCGGUUUUUGCGCCCGUUCGAGCAGGAUUCGUACGACGAAGGCACCGUGCUGGAGGAAAGCGAAUCCAUGCUGUUCAACCAUGACGGAGUGGCUCGCCUCAAGUACAACAGCUUCUACGUGUCGAAAUCAGAAGAGGCCGACCUGGAGAAGUACACGUUCUCGAAUGCGAUGUCGCUAUCGGUGAAGCUUGGCAUCUGGGAGGCGUCGCUCGAGCGCUACAUCGACUCGAUGGCGUACGUUACGGAGGAUCUGAAAAAGGGCAACAAGAUUAAAAUUACCCGGCCCGAAAUGCUGCGCCGUACCGGUGAGCUGUUUGCGUUGCGGCACGUCAUCAAUCUCAGCUCGGAUUUGCUGGACACGCCGGACUUUUACUGGGACCGAGAGCAGCUCGAAACGCUGUACAAUCAGACGUGCGCCUACUUUAGCAUUACGCGCCGGACGCGCGUCAUGAACGAGAAGCUAAAUCACUGUGUCGAACUGGCCGAUCUGAUCAGUUCCAACCUGAAUGAUGACCAUCACGUACGGCUGGAGUGGAUGAUUAUCAUCCUUAUCAUGGUGGAGGUCGGUUUCGAGGUGUUGCACUACGUUGAUAGGUUUUCCUAA
Anopheles marshallii is the source of this 981-nucleotide messenger RNA. RefSeq names its product required for meiotic nuclear division protein 1 homolog. The transcript has a single exon. The annotation marks the transcript as partial. Gene Ontology annotation, biological process: positive regulation of mitochondrial translation. The record is from RefSeq and is a predicted model, not a curated record. Lineage: Eukaryota; Metazoa; Arthropoda; Insecta; Diptera; Culicidae.